Molecule: messenger RNA, 1588 nt
Organism: Macrobrachium nipponense
Lineage: Eukaryota; Metazoa; Arthropoda; Malacostraca; Decapoda; Palaemonidae
Product: E3 ubiquitin-protein ligase mib1-like
Exons: 9
Coding region: 30-1280 (416 amino acids)
Biological process (GO): Notch signaling pathway; endocytosis; protein ubiquitination
Cellular component (GO): cytoplasm
Molecular function (GO): protein binding
Source: RefSeq, a predicted model, not a curated record
CAGAUGGUUCCUUUUUCUAUGUAAGUGCCAUGAGGAUCCUGCUGAGCAAAGUGCCCAGAUCGUGGAUGGUGGAUGAGAAAAAAGAUGACGGCUACACGGCUCUUCACCUGGCUGCUCUCAACAAUCAUGUGGAGGUUGCGGAGUUACUAGUUCACCAAGGGCGUGCUAAUAUGGACCUACAAAAUGUGAAUUUGCAAACGCCGCUCCAUCUGGCUGUGGAGAGACACCACACUCAGAUUGUCAGGCUUCUGGUUCGAGAAGGUGCUAAUCUCAACCUAGCAGACAAAGAUGGCGACACUCCACUGCACGAAGCGCUGAGGCACCAUACUCUAUCCCAGUUGAGGCAGCUGCAGGAUAUGCAGGAUGUUGGAAAGUCCCCUCAACUGCUGAUGGGCCUGGGAACUCAAGGAGUGGACAAAAAGAGCCCAGCCUCAAUAGCGUGCCUUUUGGCAGCCCAUGGAGCUGACCUCAACAUCAAGAACAAAAAGGGACAGACUCCGCUAGACCUAUGCCCUGACCCCAACUUGUGCAAAGCCCUGACGAAGUGCUACAAAGAUAAGUCGUGUUCGGGAGAAAUGGGUGCUCUAGAGGUUUGCGCCGAAGAAAGCCUCGAGGAGUGCAUGGUGUGUUCAGAUACAAAACGUGAUACGCUUUUCGGUCCCUGUGGCCACAUAGCUACCUGUUCAAUAUGCUCACCUAGAGUCAAGAAGUGUCUUAUGUGUAAAGAGCCUGUGCAAUCUAGAACAAAGAUCGAAGAAUGUGUUGUUUGUUCAGACAAACAAGCGUCUGUACUCUUCCAGCCUUGUGGCCAUAUGUGUGCUUGUGACAAUUGUGCCUCUCUCAUGAAGAAGUGUGUCCAGUGUAGAGGAGUCAUUGAAAAACAUAUACCAUUUAUUGUUUGUUGUGGUGGGCAGGCUCCACCAUCAGCUCUUCCAAAUAGUGCCAACAACAACAGCGCAAGCAGCAGUGGCGGAGGCAGCAGUAGUGGCAGUAAUAACGCUGCAACAGUUGCUGCGCCAACAGUAGCCCCCGGAGUGGUCGUUCCUGCUGUGGGACCCCUUAUGAACAAUGGCUCACGAGACAUGUCAUCAGCUGAUCUGCAGAAACUACAACAGCAGCUCCACGAUAUCAAAGAACAAACCAUGUGUCCAGUUUGUCUCGAUCGUUUGAAGAACAUGAUCUUCCUGUGCGGCCACGGAACUUGCCAGAUGUGUGGGGACCGUAUGCACGAAUGUCCAAUCUGCCGAAAACCCGUCGAAAAACGUAUAUUGGUUUUUUGAGCUUAAAACGAUGUCUUUUCCAACGUGAUAAAUAUUAACAGCCAGUGACGAAUUUAGAGAGCUUAUGAUAAUCAUCAUGCAGGACUAGAUAGGUAUUUCACAUUCCUUCUCUGAUUUUUUUGGGCAUCCUACGUACAUUUUACAUUUUAUGGCAGCAUUUAAACAUUCUUUUUUUAACAAUCAUAUAUCAUGGCAAUUUUUACAUUCUGGACUUGUUUUGACAGGCAUAAGUUAAAUAAAUAUUGGGAUGUUAUUCCUUCAAGACGAUAAUGUAAUAUUAUACUGUAUAAAAAAUUUACAGCAUUUUA